Molecule: messenger RNA, 947 nt
Organism: Meloidogyne enterolobii
Lineage: Eukaryota; Metazoa; Nematoda; Chromadorea; Rhabditida; Meloidogynidae
Source: the annotation of a GenBank genome assembly
UUGGAUUUACGGGAUUUCGUCCCAAAAUUUUGGAUUUUUUACAAUUUUUUGGUAUUCACAGAAUUGCCGGGUUUUCAGGAAUAAUCUAUCCCACGAAGCCCGUUAGGCGACUAGAGACAUUGACUUCAAAUGUCGCGACAUUUGUCAAUCGCCUGACAUUCCGAUCGCGAUUGUGUUCCACAAAGCGACUUAAAAUUAUUUUGUGACAUCGACAUUUAAUGUCAAUGUCGUUUGGUGGAAUAGGCCCCAGGAAUAAUCUAACGGGAUCCCACGUCCGCUUCGAAUUUCUGAACAAAAUCCCGUUAGGCGACUAAAGUUUUUGUCUCGCUGUUCAAGUUUUCGUACCUUCUUCAGUUCAAGACACUAUUCGAAACUUUCCCGUAAUUCCCCCUUUCCUACAAAUUUUCUGGUUAAUUUCAAAACUUUCAGUGAAUUGUCCUUUCCGUGAAGUUUCUCAAAACCUUAAUUAAUUUCUAGCAGGCUUUUUCCACUUUGUCAAUGCUCAAAUCAAAAAGGAAUGUUCCUAUUAUUGCUUUUCCUUUAAAAAUGGCUCAACAACAACAGGGAAAUAAUGAACAACAAACAAAUUCUUUAACAACAUCAGAACAACAACAAAUUAAUUCCUCUUCUUCUACAGCAACAACAAUUAAUACAACAACAACAAUUGACGCCUUAGCAGCAAUGUUGGGUGGUGGAGGUGUUGAACCCGCCUUGGCUGCCCAAUUGCUUGGGCUUGGUCCUCAGAUUUAUGGUCAGUUUUGGCUAUCUUAAGUCGUUUAUUUAUUAAAUCCAAAGUUGUUAAGAAUAUCGAUUUUUCCCAAAAUCUUCCAAAUAAACAACCAAAAAUUCUGUCUUAAUAGACACUAUUCGCGAUUUAACGUUACAAAUUUACAUCCUCAAAUAUUUUUUUUAUCUUUAAAAAUCACUAAAAUGACAUUCCUAACCUC